Messenger RNA from Dictyostelium purpureum, 487 nucleotides. Its product is annotated as ribosomal protein L23. The record is from RefSeq and is a predicted model, not a curated record. The transcript has 3 exons. Gene Ontology annotation, biological process: translation. Bases 13 to 423 code for a protein of 136 amino acids. Gene Ontology annotation, cellular component: ribosome; cytosolic large ribosomal subunit. NCBI's taxonomy places the organism in Eukaryota, Evosea, Eumycetozoa, Dictyosteliales, Dictyosteliaceae. Gene Ontology annotation, molecular function: large ribosomal subunit rRNA binding; structural constituent of ribosome.
AAUAUCAUAAAAAUGAGUAAAGCUCAAGCCGUCGGUUCAAACUACAGAGUCUCUCUUGGUCUCCCAGUCGGUGCUGUCAUGAACAGCGCUGAUAACUCUGGUGCCAAAAACUUAUAUGUCAUCGCUGUUAAAGGUAUUAAAGGUAGAUUAAACAGAUUACCAAGUGCCGGUGUUGGUGAUAUGUGUAUGUGCACUGUUAAAAAAGGUAAACCAGAAUUAAGAAAGAAAGUUUGCACUGGUUUAGUCGUCAGACAAAGAAAACACUGGAAGAGAAAGGAUGGUGUUUACAUUUACUUCGAAGAUAACGCUGGUGUUAUGUGUAAUCCAAAAGGUGAAGUCAAAGGUAACAUCUUAGGCCCAGUUGCCAAAGAAGCCUCAGAUUUAUGGCCAAAAGUUGCCACCAAUGCUGGUACCAUCGUUUAAACUCUUUUAUAAAUAAAAAUCAAUUAUAAAAAAAAUUAAUACAGCGCGUAAUUCAUUCAGAUAC